Messenger RNA from Ilyonectria robusta, 342 nucleotides. RefSeq lists its product as uncharacterized. The record is from RefSeq and is a predicted model, not a curated record. The transcript has a single exon. Lineage: Eukaryota; Fungi; Ascomycota; Sordariomycetes; Hypocreales; Nectriaceae. The coding region runs from base 1 to 342 and encodes 113 amino acids.
AUGAUCGAGCGUGCCCUUGUUUUGCGGCCAUUCUACGAUUCCUUUGUCCAGAGAGCGUCAAGCGAGUGGAACAAAAGCAAUUUGACGAAGACUGGUAAUAUCAAAAAGGGCUCGAAGAAGCCAUUCUUUCUCCAGAAUGAAAAUUGCAUUACUGAUGACGAUUGGCACGUGCUCCAGGCACUUCACGAUAUCCUUCUUGACUUCCAGUUGGUAGUUAAAGCCCUUGAGGGUGAUGGACAGGGAAAACACCAGGAGAAGGCCGAGGAUAACGAAGUCGAACCCCCAUUGUCAGGUAAGUCUUGGAUUUCUCGAGGCAGCUAUGAUUAUUAUUGUUAUGGUUAA